UUAAAGAUGGCAGCCCGCUACGGUGAAUCAACAACGAGAGAACCUUCUGAAAUAACUGCUGCAAAAACAGAAGCAAUAAGAGUCUGUGAAUUGUGUCUAAAGGAACCAUCGAAAUACAAAUGUCCCCGGUGUGGCGUGUUGUACUGCUCCUUGUCAUGCUAUCGUGGAGGAAAACAUUCAGAUUGCUCUCAAACAUUUUAUAAAGACAACUUCAUGGAGAUAAUGAAAAAUGAAAAGAAGAGUGAAGAUGAUCACAGGCGUAUGCUUGAAAUCCUACAUCGAGUUGAUGCUGAAUACAAACCACUGUUUGAUGAUGGAGCAGAGAUUGAGGAAGACGAGGAAGAUAGUGAAACAGCUGAGAUGUUGGAGGAGAGGAUAGCUGGACUUGAUCUUGACAAGGAUACAGACCUGAUCUGGGAACAGCUGACUGAGAAAGAGAGAAGGGAUUUUGAGUCCAUGUUACAUGCAGGACACCUGGGAAACUUAGUACCCCUCUGGAAGGCAUGGUGGGAGGAACAUGACCAGAACCUUGUCAAAGAAGUUGGCAUAGAGCCACUAACGCCCACUCCACUUCAGUCAACUCCAGCCCCAGAAAAGCUGAAGGAACCAUCAUAUGCGGACGAGAUUGAAGUAGACCUUGAGAAAAUGGCCGCAGAUUUUGGCUUGAAUUAUAAAGAGGAGGAAAAGACCAAUCAAAAUAUUUCAGAAUUAUCAAUUUCUUGCCCGUGUCCAUCCAUUCUCAAAAAGAUUCCAAAGUUGAGCGAGUUACUACGAAACAAGAAGCCAUCAGAAUCUGUGAUGUACAAUCUACUGAACAUUCUAUACAGCUAUGCGUGUGUUGUCAGACUGUACAAUGGAGCACACAGAGAUUUACCUCUACCAGUUGCUCAGAACUUGUUGGAAUUGUCUUCCACUCUGAGUGACAAUGUGAAUUACAGUGGAACAGAAGAGUCCUUGGCAAGUGCAAUACACAAUGCAUUAAAGUCCCUGUCAACAAGUAACGUAUUUUCCACAUCCAUUCUCCAAGAUGUGAUUCACAUUCUCCUAGGGGCAGCACAUGAUGCACCGAUCAGCUAUGUCCAUGCUGCCUUGUCUGAUCUGCAUAGAUUAUUUGGAGCAGCUAAGAAACAGCUUGCCAAAGAUACUAAGCACUUGACAAGCAGUGCCGAUCCUGAGAACUCAAAUUCCUCAAAAGAAAAUAAGCCACAGCUUCAGAAGACUUGCUUCAGUUGUCAGAAGAAGGUGGAGUUCUUUCUUGCCUGGGUAGCAGAGAAUCAAGAUAAACCUAGGAUCUUGUUCCUUGAAGUGGAUUCUAUUUACAGAUCCAGGCGGUUGUUGGACGAGCAGCACAGUGCAACCAAGUUUGCUCUUGAAAAGCAAUGGGGUGGAACCAAACCCCCACCAAAACCAAAACACAGACUCAUUGAGGAACUCAGCUGAGACACCUUGGUAAAACCUCCACUCAUCCUUGUAAAUCCUAACUCAUGGUUUUUGAUGAAGCGGGCUGACUCAGUGAUACAGCUUACUAACCUCAACAGUCCUAAAUUCUUCAAUUAUUGAAGAUGGCUAUUUGCAAGAUUGGAGAACUAAAGUAGACUCAUGGCUUGCAGCUAAUUUUUUUAGCAGACUGGGCUGAUACUUUGGUCAAGUAGACAAAAUUUUGGUUAAAUGUGGUCAAGAAUUGAGUACUGACAGAAUUGAUAUAUUUUUGCUUUAUCCAAACUACAUGUACCUGUUGUGUUUCAUGAGAU
Acanthaster planci (crown-of-thorns starfish) is the source of this 1751-nucleotide messenger RNA. RefSeq names its product zinc finger HIT-type containing 2 (gene znhit2). The record is from RefSeq and is a predicted model, not a curated record. Lineage: Eukaryota; Metazoa; Echinodermata; Asteroidea; Valvatida; Acanthasteridae.